AUGGCGAGACAGCCGCCGUGGCGGCGUCUCAGGGGGCCGACGACCCCGCUACUCCUGCUCCUUUCCCUCUCUUUGUUCCCUCUCAGCCAGGAGGAGCUGGGGGGCGGCGGGGGCCAAGGCUGGGACCCGGAGGUCGCUGCUGCGACGGAGUCAGGGGCGCGGAUCGGUGGUGGGGCCUUAGCUCUUUGUCCCGAGCCUCCCGAGGCCCGAGAGGAUAGAGAGCCUGGCCUGGGAGUCAGGGAACCUAUCUUCGUGGGGCUCCGAGGGGGAAGGCAAAGCGCCCAGAGUGGUCGAGGGUCCCCUGGGCAGCCGGACGCGGGGCUUGGGGCGGAAUAUGGGGUCCAGGCAUUCAGUAGCCGCGGGCUAGAGACAGGACAGGGACCAGGGUCUCUGUUAUGCUGGCUCCCAGAGGUGGUCUCUUGUGGACGGACAGGACCCUUACGAAGAGAUAGUUUGUCGCCAGAGGCUCUGUCCCCAGGGGUCCCGGGCCCAGAGAACAGCUUGCCCUUCCCUUCAGACCUCCUGGUUCGGCCCCGUGUUUCCAAGCUGGUAUUGUCCCAAAGGAAUGCUGGGAGAGGCGCCCCCAGAAAAGUGGGAACCAUGCGAUGCUGCGGGGAAUGGUGGGUGCCUGGACGCAGGGGUCAAAGCAAGAGCACCCUGACAUCUCGAGCUGAGAGGACAGGCACUCGGGUGGACUGUUCUCCUGGAGCUGCAGGGUCUGGCCCCGCGCUGGAUUCAGCACCGCGCACGGCGAGGACAGCUCCGGCUUCUGGUUCAGCACCGCGCGAUUAUCGGACAGCUCCCGAGCCGACGCCCAAGCGCAUGCGCUCCCGUGGUCUCUUCCGCCGCCGCUUCCUUCCGCAACGCCCGGGGCCAGGGCCCCCGGAGGUCCCCGCCCGGCCAGGACCCUGGAGAAUACCCCUAGUGAGCCGGGUCCGCCCCCGUCGCGCCGCGAACCGCCACCCGCAGUUUCCGCAGUACAACUACCAGGCGCUAGUGCCCGAGAACGAGGCGGCGGGCACCGCGGUGCUACGCGUAGUGGCGCAGGACCCAGACGCGGGCGAGGCCGGGCGCCUAGUAUACUCGCUGGCUGCGCUCAUGAACAGCCGCUCGCUGGAGCUGUUCAGCAUCGACCCGCAGAGCGGCCUCAUCCGCACAGAGGCCGCUCUGGACCGCGAGAGCAUGGAGCGCCACUACCUGCGCGUGACGGCGCACGACCACGGCUCGCCGCGCCUUUCGGCCACCACCAUGGUGGCCGUUACAGUGGCCGACCGCAACGACCACGCGCCGGUGUUUGAGCAGUCACAAUAUCGGGAGACACUUCGCGAGAACGUGGAGGAGGGCUACCCCAUCCUGCAGUUGCGUGCCACAGACGGCGACGCGCCCCCCAACGCUAACCUGCGUUACCGCUUCGUGGGGCCGCCAGCUGCGCGCGCCGCCGCCGCCGCCGCCUUUGAGAUUGAUCCGCGCUCGGGCCUCAUUAGCACCAGCGGUCGCGUGGACCGCGAGCACAUGGAAAGCUACGAGCUGGUGGUGGAGGCCAACGACCAGGGCCAAGAGCCUGGGCCGCGCUCUGCCACCGUGCGUGUGCACAUAACCGUGCUGGACGAAAAUGACAACGUGCCUCAGUUCAGCGAGAAGCGUUAUGUGGCUCAGGUGCGUGAGGAUGUGCGCCCCCAUACGGUGGUGCUGCGCGUCACGGCCACCGACAGGGACAAGGAUGCCAAUGGACUGGUGCACUACAACAUCAUCAGCGGCAACAGCCGAGGCCACUUUGCCAUCGACAGCCUCACAGGCGAGAUCCAGGUGGUGGCACCUCUGGAUUUUGAGGCAGAGCGAGAGUAUGCUUUGCGCAUCAGGGCGCAGGAUGCAGGCCGGCCUCCGCUGUCCAACAACACGGGCCUGGCCAGCAUCCAGGUGGUGGACAUCAAUGACCAUACUCCUAUCUUUGUCAGCACGCCGUUCCAGGUAUCUGUCUUGGAAAACGCGCCCCUGGGCCACUCGGUCAUCCACAUUCAGGCAGUGGAUGCAGACCAUGGGGAGAAUGCCAGAUUGGAGUACUCCCUUACUGGUGUGGCACCUGAUACUCCCUUUGUGAUAAACAGUGCAACUGGCUGGGUCUCUGUGAGUGGUCCCCUGGACCGUGAGUCUGUGGAGCAUUACUUCUUUGGUGUGGAGGCCCGAGACCAUGGCUCACCCCCGCUCUCUGCCUCAGCCAGCGUCACAGUGACUGUGUUGGAUGUUAAUGACAAUCGACCUGAGUUCACCAUGAAAGAGUACCACCUACGGCUGAAUGAGGAUGCAGCUGUAGGCACCAGUGUGGUCAGUGUGACCGCUGUAGACCGUGAUGCCAACAGCGCCAUCAGCUACCAGAUCACAGGAGGCAACACUCGGAAUCGCUUUGCCAUCAGCACUCAGGGUGGCAUAGGUCUGGUGACACUGGCUCUGCCACUGGACUACAAGCAGGAACGCUACUUCAAGCUGGUGCUAACUGCAUCUGAUCGUGCCCUUCAUGAUCACUGCUAUGUGCACAUCAACAUCACAGAUGCCAACACUCACCGGCCUGUCUUUCAAAGUGCCCACUACUCAGUGAGUGUGAAUGAGGAUCGGCCAGUGGGUAGCACCGUGGUGGUCAUCAGUGCCUCUGACGAUGAUGUGGGUGAGAAUGCUCGUAUCACCUACCUACUGGAGGACAACCUGCCCCAGUUCCGCAUUGAUGCAGACUCAGGGGCCAUUACGCUACAGGCCCCACUGGAUUAUGAGGAUCAGGUGACCUACACAUUAGCUAUCACAGCUCGAGACAAUGGCAUUCCACAGAAGGCAGACACCACUUAUGUAGAGGUGAUGGUCAAUGAUGUGAAUGAUAAUGCUCCGCAGUUUGUGGCCUCCCACUAUACGGGGUUAGUCUCUGAGGAUGCCCCACCUUUUACCAGUGUCCUGCAGAUAUCAGCCACUGACCGGGAUGCUCAUGCCAAUGGCCGGGUCCAGUACACUUUCCAGAACGGGGAAGAUGGGGAUGGAGAUUUUACCAUUGAGCCCACCUCUGGCAUUGUCCGCACAGUGAGACGGCUGGAUAGGGAGGCCAUACCAGUGUAUGAACUUACUGCCUACGCUGUGGACCGAGGUGUGCCCCCGCUUCGGACUCCAGUCAGCAUCCAGGUGACGGUGCAGGAUGUGAAUGACAAUGCACCUGUCUUUCCAGCUGAGGAGUUUGAGGUUCGAGUGAAGGAGAACAGCAUUGUGGGUUCGGUGGUGGCCCAGAUCACGGCGGUGGACCCCGACGAAGGUCCCAAUGCCCAUAUAAUGUACCAGAUUGUGGAAGGGAACAUCCCUGAGCUAUUCCAAAUGGACAUCUUCUCUGGAGAGUUGACUGCACUCAUUGACCUGGACUAUGAGACUCGUCAGGAAUAUGUAAUUGUAGUACAGGCCACGUCUGCCCCUCUGGUCAGUCGAGCCACUGUGCAUGUCCGCCUCAUUGACCAGAAUGACAAUAGCCCUGUGCUCAACAACUUCCAGAUUCUCUUCAACAACUAUGUAUCCAACCGCUCAGACACCUUCCCCUCAGGUAUCAUUGGGCGCAUUCCAGCUUAUGACCCUGAUGUCUCCGACCACCUCUUCUAUUCUUUUGAGCGGGGCAAUGAGCUGCAACUGUUGGUGGUCAACCAGACCAGCGGAGAGCUUCGACUCAGUCGCAAACUAGACAACAACCGCCCACUGGUGGCCUCCAUGUUGGUGACUGUCACAGAUGGGCUGCACAGCGUGACGGCGCAGUGUGUGCUGCGCGUGGUCAUCAUCACGGAAGAGUUGCUGGCCAACAGCCUGACCGUGCGCCUCGAGAACAUGUGGCAGGAGCGCUUCUUGUCACCGCUGUUGGGCCACUUUUUGGAAGGCGUGGCCGCGGUACUUGCCACACCUACUGAGGACGUCUUCAUCUUCAACAUUCAGAACGACACGGACGUAGGGGGCACUGUGCUCAACGUGAGCUUCUCGGCCCUGGCGCCGCGCGGGGCGGGGGCUGGCGCGGCGGGCCCCUGGUUCAGCUCCGAGGAGCUGCAGGAGCAGCUGUACGUGCGCCGCGCCGCGCUGGCCGCCCGCUCGCUGCUGGACGUGCUGCCCUUCGACGACAACGUGUGCCUGCGAGAGCCCUGCGAGAACUACAUGAAGUGCGUGUCGGUGCUGCGCUUUGACUCGUCCGCGCCCUUCCUGGCCUCGGCCUCCACGCUCUUCCGACCCAUCCAGCCCAUCGCAGGCCUGCGCUGCCGCUGCCCCACCGGCUUCACGGGAGACUUCUGCGAGACGGAGCUCGACCUCUGCUACUCCAACCCGUGUCGCAACGGCGGCGCCUGCGCGCGCCGGGAGGGCGGCUACACGUGCGUCUGCCGCCCGCGCUUCACCGGUGAGCUCGCGCGGCGCUGGGGGCACGCCCGGAGCUGGGGGGACCUCAGGCGGAGCGUGAGCACGGGGAUGACUCGAACCAGCCGGUCGCGAGACCAGAAGCUGCAGGGCCCUGGCCCGGGGCCACCGAGGGCUAUGGCCUUAGUGUGCGGCUUGUGACUUGCCCUGCCCACCCCUCCCAGGUUUGCCACCGCGCAGCCAAGUGGGCUGCUCUUCUACAACGGGCGCCUGAACGAGAAGCACGACUUCCUGGCCUUGGAACUGGUGGCCGGGCAGGUGCGGCUCACGUAUUCCACAGGUGAGUCCAACACGGUGGUCAGCCCCACAGUUCCAGGGGGCCUGAGUGACGGGCAGUGGCACACAGUGCAUCUGAGAUACUACAACAAGCCCCGCACAGAUGCCCUGGGGGGUGCUCAGGGCCCCUCCAAGGACAAGGUGGCCGUGCUGAGUGUGGAUGACUGCGAUGUGGCUGUGGCUCUGCAAUUUGGUGCUGAGAUUGGAAACUACUCAUGUGCAGCUGCUGGCAUGCAAACAAGCUCCAAGAAGUCCCUGGACCUGACAGGUCCUCUGCUCCUGGGGGGUGUCCCCAACCUCCCCGAGAACUUCCCUGUGUCCCACAAGGACUUCGUCGGCUGCAUGCGGGAUCUACACAUUGAUGGCCGCCAAGUAGACAUGGCGGCCUUCGUCGCAAACAAUGGCACUAUGGCAGGCUGCCAGGCCAAACUCCACUAUUGCGACUCAAACCCGUGCAAGAACAAUGGCUUCUGCUCAGAGCGGUGGGGUGGCUUCAGCUGCGACUGUCCUGUGGGUUUUGGUGGCAAGGACUGUCGGCUCACCAUGGCCCAUCCCCACCAUUUCCUCGGCAAUGGCUCAUUGCGAUGGGACUUCGGAAAUGACAUGGCUGUGUCUGUGCCAUGGUACCUGGGGCUGGCAUUUCGGACACGGGCAACGCAUGGGGUCCUGAUGCAAGUGCAGGCUGGGCCACACAGCACGCUCCUCUGUCAGCUGGAUCGGGGGUUGCUGUCCCUGACAGUGACCAGGGGCUCGGGCCGUGCUGCCCACCUCCUCCUGGACCAGGUGACUGUCAGUGACGGCCGAUGGCAUGAUCUUCGGCUGGAGUUACAGGAGGACCCAGGUGGCCGGCGGGGCCACCAUGUCUUCAUGGUCUCAUUGGACUUCAGCCUCUUCCAGGACACCAUGGCGGUGGGGAGUGAGCUGCAGGGCCUGAAAGUAAAGCGACUCCAUGUGGGAGGCCUACCCCCAAGCAGUGAAGAGGAGGUUCCUCAGGGUCUGGUUGGCUGUGUCCAGGGGGUAUGGCUUGGCUCCACACCCUCAGGGUCCCCAGCCCUGCAUCCCCCCACCCAGCGAGUGAAUGUGGAACCCGGCUGUGUCAUGAAUAAUGCCUGUGCAUCUGGGCCUUGCCCACCCCAUGCUGACUGCCGAGACCUCUGGCAGACCUUUUCCUGCAAAUGUUGGCCAGGUUACUACGGCCCAGGUUGUGUGGACGCCUGCCUCUUGAACCCCUGUCAGAACCAGGGCUCAUGCCGGCACCUCCCAGGAGCCCCCCAUGGCUAUACCUGUGACUGUGUAGGUGGUUAUUUCGGGCACCACUGUGAGCACAGGAUGGACCAGCAGUGCCCUCGAGGCUGGUGGGGGAGCCCAACCUGUGGCCCCUGCAACUGUGAUGUUCACAAGGGCUUUGAUCCCAACUGCAACAAGACAAAUGGGCAGUGUCACUGCAAGGAGUUCCACUACCGACCGCGGGGCAGCGACUCAUGCCUCCCGUGUGACUGCUACCCUGUGGGCUCCACCUCACGCUCGUGUGCACCCCACAAUGGGCAGUGCCCUUGUCGCCCAGGAGCUCUUGGCCGCCAGUGUAACAGCUGUGACAGUCCUUUCGCAGAGGUGACAGCCAGUGGCUGCCGAGUGCUCUAUGAUGCAUGCCCCAAGUCCCUGCGAUCUGGAGUAUGGUGGCCCCAGACCAAGUUUGGCAUUUUGGCCUCAGUGCCCUGUCCUCGGGGGGCCCUGGGUGCUGCUGUGCGGCUAUGUGAUGAGGACCAGGGUUGGCUGGAGCCCGACCUCUUCAACUGUACCUCCCCUGCUUUUCGAGAACUCAAUCUGCUGUUGGAUGGCCUAGAGCUGAACAAGACAGCAUUGGAUACUGUGGAGGCCAAGAAGCUGGCUCAGAGACUGCGGGAGGUGACUGGCCACACUGACCACUACUUUAGCCAAGAUGUCCGAGUCACUGCCCGCCUGCUGGCCCACCUGUUGGCCUUUGAGAGCCACCAGCAGGGCUUUGGGCUGACAGCCACUCAGGAUGCCCACUUCAAUGAGAAUCUGCUGUGGGCAGGCUCUGCACUGCUUGCUCCGGAGACUGGGGACUUGUGGGCAGCGCUGGGGCAGCGGGCCCCCGGGGGCUCCCCCGGUAGCGCAGGGCUGGUGCAGCACCUGGAGGAGUAUGCGGCCACACUCGCCAGGAAUAUGGAACUCACAUACCUGAAUCCUGUGGGGCUGGUGACGCCCAACAUCAUGCUCAGCAUCGACCGCAUGGAGCGCCCCAGUCCAUCCCGGGGGACCCGUCGCUACCCUCGUUACCACAGCAACCUCUUCCGAGGCCAGGAUGCCUGGGAUCCUCACACCCACGUGCUGCUGCCUUCCCAGUCCCCACGGCCAUCCCCACAUGAAGUUCUGCCCACAAGCAGCAGCAGCGCGGACAACUCCACCACCUCAAGCACGGCCCCCCUGCCCGCCCUGGAGCCCGAGCCCGAGCCUGGGAUCUCCAUUGUCAUCCUCCUUGUCUACCGCACCUUGGGUGGGCUGCUCCCUGCCCAGUUCCAGGCCGAACGCCGGGGCGCCAGGCUUCCCCAGAACCCUGUUAUGAACUCCCCGGUGGUCAGCGUGGCUGUGUUCCAUGGACGCAGCUUCCUAAGGGGUGUCCUGGAGUCCCCGAUCAGCCUCGAGUUCCGCUUGCUGCAGACAGCGAAUCGGAGCAAGGCGAUCUGCGUGCAGUGGGACCCGCCUGGCCCGGUGGCCCAGCAUGGAAUGUGGACAGCACGGGACUGCGAGCUGGUGUACAGGAAUGGGUCUCACGCACGGUGUCGCUGCAGCCGGACAGGCACCUUUGGGGUCCUCAUGGAUGCCUCUCCCCGUGAGCGGCUAGAGGGAGACCUGGAGCUGUUGGCUGUGUUUACCCACGUGGUUGUGGCCGUGUCUGUGGCUGCGCUGCUGCUGACUGUGGCCAUCCUGCUGAGCCUGCGCAGCCUCAAGUCCAACAUGCGUGGGAUCCAUGCCAACGUGGCAGCUGCCCUGGGGGUGGCAGAGCUCCUCUUCCUGCUGGGGAUCCAUAGGACCCAUAACCAGCUGGUGUGCACUGCGGUUGCCAUCCUCCUGCACUACUUCUUCCUCAGCACCUUCGCGUGGCUCCUCGUGCAGGGGCUGCACCUCUACCGCAUGCAGGUCGAGCCCCGCAAUGUGGACCGUGGUGCCAUGCGCUUCUACCAUGCCCUGGGCUGGGGCGUCCCUGCUGUGCUGCUGGGCCUUGCUGUCGGCCUAGAUCCUGAGGGCUAUGGGAACCCUGACUUCUGCUGGAUCUCAGUCCACGAACCCCUCAUCUGGAGCUUCGCAGGCCCUGUUGUCCUUGUCGUUGUGAUGUACGGGACCAUGUUUCUCCUCGCUGCCCGCGCAUCCUGCUCCACUGGGCAAAGGGAGGCCAAGAAGACCUCUGUGCUGACCCUUCGGAGCUCCUUUCUGCUCCUUCUGCUGGUCAGCACCUCCUGGCUCUUCGGCCUCCUGGCGGUCAACCACAGCGUCCUGGCCUUCCACUACCUCCACGCCGGCCUCUGUGGGCUCCAGGGCCUGGCCGUGCUGUUGCUCUUCUGUGUCCUGAAUGCAGAUGCUCGGGCCGCCUGGACACCCGCCUGUCUGGGCAGGAAGGCGGCCCCCGAGGAGGCAAGGCCAGCACCUGGGACGGGGCCUGGGGCUUACAAUAACACAGCCCUCUUUGAGGAGAGUGGCCUCAUCCGCAUCACUCUGGGUGCCUCCACCGUCUCCUCGGUGAGCAGUGCCCGCUCCGGCCGGACCCAGGACCACGACAGCCAGCGGGGCCGUGGCUGCCUCAGGGACAAUGUCCUGGUUCGACAUGGCUCAUCUGCUGACCACACUGAUCACAGCCUCCAGGCUCACGCUGGCCCCACUGACCUGGACGUGGCCAUGUUCCAUCGAGAUGCUGGUGCAGACUCGGACUCCGACAGUGACUUGUCCUUAGAGGAGGAGAGAAGUCUGUCCAUCCCAUCCUCAGAAAGCGAGGACAACGGCCGGACACGGGGGCGUUUCCAGCGUCCACUCUGCCGGGCUGCCCAGAGUGAGAGGCUCCUCACCCACCCCAAAGAUGUGGAUGGCAAUGACCUCCUGUCCUACUGGCCAGCCCUGGGGGAGUGUGAGGCUGCUCCCUGCGCUCUGCAGACCUGGGGCUCCGAAAGGCGCCUGGGGCUGGACACCAGCAAGGAUGCAGCCAACAACAACCAGCCAGACCUGGCCUUGACCAGUGGGGAUGAAACCUCCCUGGGUCGGGCCCAGCGCCAGAGGAAAGGCAUCCUGAAGAACCGAUUGCAGUGCCCACUGGUUCCACAGACCCGAGGCACCCCCGAGUUGUCCUGGUGCCGUGCAGCCACCUUGGGCCACCGUGCCGUGCCGGCUGCCUCCUAUGGGCGCAUCUAUGCUGGAGGGGGAACAGGCAGCCUUUCGCAGCCAGCCAGCCGCUACUCCUCUCGUGAACAGCUGGACCUGCUCCUCCGGCGGCAACUGAGCCGUGAGCGACUGGAGGAGGCCCCUGCCCCUAUUCUGCGGCCCCUGAGUCGGCCAGGUUCCCAGGAACACCUGGAUGCCGUGCCAGGCCGCCUGGAGCCCAGGGAUCGGGGCAGCACCCUACCACGGAGGCAGCCACCCAGGGACUACCCUGGAGCCAUGGCUGGCCGCUUCAGGUCACGGGAUGCACUGGACCUGGGGGCACCCUGCGAGUGGUUGAGCACACUCCCCCCGCCCCACAGGGCGCGGGACCUUGACCCACAGCCCCCUCCUCUGCCCCUGUCUCCCCAGCGGCAACUCUCAAGGGACCCCCUCUUGCCGUCCAGGCCCCUGGACUCUCUGUCCAGGAGAUCGAACUCAGGGGAGCGGCUGGACCACGUGCCUAGCCGGCACCCCUCACGAGAAGGCCUCGGGCCGCCCCCGCAGCUGCUCAGAGUUCGGGAGGACCCAGCCCGAGGCCCUAGCCAUGGCCCCUCCACAGAGCAGCUGGACAUUCUCUCCUCCAUCCUCGCCUCCUUCAACUCCUCAGCGCUCUCCUCCUCUGUGCAGUCCUCGAGCACGCCCUCGGGCCCUCACACCACUGCCACGCCUUCUGCCACAGCCUCUGCGCUCGGGCCCUCCACCCCACGCUCUGCCACGUCCCAUAGCAUCUCAGAGCUGUCGCCAGACUCAGAAAUUCCCAGAAGUGAGGGUCACUCCUGAGCGGCAGAUGGACAGCCGAGGACCAGCUGAGGG
Messenger RNA from Miniopterus natalensis, 9933 nucleotides. The record is from RefSeq and is a predicted model, not a curated record. Lineage: Eukaryota; Metazoa; Chordata; Mammalia; Chiroptera; Miniopteridae.